This is a messenger RNA of Acipenser ruthenus (sterlet), 3954 nucleotides long. RefSeq names its product double-stranded RNA-specific editase 1. The coding region runs from base 1722 to 3815 and encodes 697 amino acids. Gene Ontology annotation, biological process: RNA processing; adenosine to inosine editing. The record is from RefSeq and is a predicted model, not a curated record. Gene Ontology annotation, cellular component: nucleolus; cytoplasm. Gene Ontology annotation, molecular function: tRNA-specific adenosine deaminase activity; double-stranded RNA adenosine deaminase activity; double-stranded RNA binding. The transcript has 10 exons. Lineage: Eukaryota; Metazoa; Chordata; Actinopteri; Acipenseriformes; Acipenseridae.
AAAUCAUUUUGUGAAAGUCAAGGAUAUUCUAUGAUUCUCUUAAUAAAAGUUACAUUUCAGGUGGUGUCCAUUACAAAUGAACCAUUUCACUGCCACAUUUUUUAGCCUCUGGGAAUAUCAAUAAUAUCUUCCACGUAUCUGUUUUACUUUGUUUACAAACCGAAUAAGACAUAACCUUCAAUUUAUACCCCUGGGGAUGCUUUGUUUUUGUUCACAAAAAAAACGGUUCUAGUUGCUUUCGUGUGACUGUUAAUUCACAGGAUGAUCAAAUGCUUUGAUGUACUCUACCGUUUGCUUCUCAUUUGAUCCAGUUCUUAAAAUCAUAUUAGUUUACCACAUUGAAUCCUGAUAUUUCAUAAAUAAAUGUGUUUUAGGAGUAUAAAACACAAACUGUGAACCAUGUAUAUAAAAUACUGGUAUAUCUUAUUGGUAUAUGUAUUUAUGGAAAAGUGGUAGGCAGAAUUUCACAACUAAUUGCAACAAAUAUUAUUCUGUCUCUGUGACAACCAAAGCACCCUGUUUCCUUAAUCAAGAUUUUGAUUAAGGAAUAAAACUAUUGUCUGUGCUUGGUGUGUUACUUCAGUAAUUCAGUUCUUCAGUCGGCUGCAUAUUAUGCCUGCUGUUAGGGACGAGAAAAAAUGAAAAACAGAAUGAGAGAAAAUUGCUAUGCUGAGCAAAGUAAAACACACCCCUGUUGGCCUUGUUGUUGAGAAAUCAUUUAGGCAUUCGAGAAUAAAUCCUGAGCUCAGCAAGGUACUGGCUGCCACUUGUCAUGUUUUGCAGUUUUAAAUGGACCUCUUAUCUGACAAUGGUAUAAAAGAUGCAUUUCUUUAAAAUACUGCCUAGAAAAUUGAUGAGGGACACAUAUCUUAAUAACCAGGUCCAAUUGUCAUAAAACUGUCUCAUAUGACAUUCCUUUGCAGAAUUUCUACAAAACAGGAUAUAACCAAGGUCCACAAACUUUUUAAUUUUGUAUUUUUUAAAUCCAUUACAAUGUACUGCAGGAAGGCUUUGAUGGGUACAUUUUAAACAGCUUUGCUAUGAAAAUGAAAGACAAACUUUCAGAUACAAUGCAAAAGAUGUAUUUAUGAACAUCAUAUCUAACAUUUUUAUAGUAGUAAACACCGCAUGACAAAAAAAAGAAAAACUAUAAUAAAAUAAACAUUUGAAAAAAGAAAAUUGUGUGAACAGGUGUAAACUGCUAUAUGUACAUACAAAAUUGUAAAAACUAAGUAAUUAUUUACAAAAAACAUAAGGCUUUUUUUUUCCACAUUACCGCAUACAGUCAGCACUCACAUAUCCGACUCUACAACACCAAUUUCCAGAAUUAAAACAGUAUCCAAAGUCUUCAAAAUUGCAGAAUAUAGUGCUUGAUAAGGCCCUAAUGUCACAGUUCACUUGCAAAUGGAAAUGCACAAAAGCAACUAAAGAUCACAGAUUUAAAAAGAAAGUAUCUAAAACUGUCUAAUGAUCAACCUGUAUGUUACCGUGCCUAGUCUCGUUUGCUUUGUUUUUGGAGGAAGCGCUAUAUAACUGCAGUGCACAAUAAAGACUGAUUUGCCAUGCCAGAAAAAAAAAUGCAGGCUGUGACGGUUAAACAAGUCAAUUGAAACAUUGAAGAGAUGGGCUUUGUAUCAGAAAACUGGUGACGGAGUCAGAAAUCGCCUGUAACAGAGAGAAGCAGUGUCCGUCAGACAAGAAGCCAGCAGAAAUACUUUGCAAUGGAUGUAGACGAAGAAGAAAACAUGAGUUUGUGCAGCACCGAUGUUAAGGAAAAUCGCAACCUGGACAACGUCUCUUCAAAGGAAACUUUGGGUGAAGGGGUCCAACUCCCCAAUGGAGGCAGUGGCAGCAGGAAGCGCCCACUCGAGGAGGGUAAUAACGGCCACUCGCAUUCCAAGUUCCGGGCCAAGAAACGAAAGAAAACUCCGGGACCCGUCUUACCAAAGAAUGCCCUAAUGCAGCUCAAUGAGAUCAAGCCAGGGCUGCAGUAUAAGCUGCUGUCUCAGACUGGGCCAGUCCAUGCUCCUGUGUUCGUCAUGACAGUGGAGGUCAACGGGCAGCUUUUCGAAGGCUCUGGUCCCACCAAGAAGAAGGCCAAGCUUAGCGCUGCAGAGAAGGCCCUGAGGUCUUUCGUCCAGUUCCCCAACGCAUCAGAGGCCCACAUGGCCAUGGGUCGGACCCUGACUGUAAACACUGACUUCACUUCCGACCAGGCAGACUUCCCCGACACCCUCUUUAAUGGUUUUGAGACCCCAGCUCAGGCCGAUGUGGCCUAUUACCUGGGCUCCAAUGGAAAUGGCUCCUUUAACUCCAUAGGGGAUUAUCCUCUUCCCUCUUCUGGAGGGGCAGACAAUCUCAGCCAGUCCCCUUUGCCCGCCCCAUCUGCCCUUGCCCCCUCUAGCGGUAAGAACUCUGUCAUGAUCCUGAACGAGCUACGCCCGGGCCUAAAGUAUGACUUUGUCUCCGAGAGCGGCGAGAGCCACGCCAAAAACUUUGUGAUGUCAGUAACAGUGGAUGGACAGACCUUUGAAGGUUCAGGGAGGAAUAAGAAGCUGGCUAAGGCCCGUGCUGCCCAGGCAGCCCUCUCCAGCUUGUUUAACAUGCAGCUUGACCAGACGCCGUCCCGACAGCCCAUCCCCAGGGAAGGCUUACAGCUUCAUCUUCCCCAGGUUCUAGCCGACUCUGUUUCCCGUCUUGUUGUGGAUAAAUUCAGUGAACUGACCGACAAUUUCACAUCACCUCAUGCACGCAGGAAAGUCUUGGCUGGGGUUGUCAUGACAACAGGCACUGACGUGAAAGAUGCCGAGGUGAUUUGUGUCUCCACGGGGACCAAGUGUAUAAACGGGGAGUACAUGAGCGACCGCGGCCUAGCCCUCAAUGACUGCCAUGCUGAAAUUAUCGCCCGAAGGUCCCUAAUACGGUACCUCUAUACCCAGCUUGAAUACUUCUUGAGCAGCAACAAAGAAGAUCAACAGAAAUCAAUUUUCAUCCGGUGUGAGAGAGGUGGCUAUAAACUGAAGGACAGUGUCCAGUUUCACCUGUACAUAAGCACUUCACCAUGCGGAGACGCCAGGAUAUUCUCCCCACAUGAAGCUGGAAUGGAGGACCAAGGAGACAGGCACCCGAACCGGAAAGCUCGAGGUCAACUUCGGACGAAGAUUGAGUCUGGCGAGGGGACGAUCCCAGUACGGUCCAGUAACACCAUCCAGACAUGGGACGGGGUACUGCAGGGAGAGAGACUGCUCACAAUGUCCUGCAGUGACAAGAUUGCCAGGUGGAAUGUGGUUGGAAUCCAGGGAUCCUUAAUGAACUACUUCACGGAGCCCAUUUACUUCUCCAGUAUCAUCCUUGGUAGUUUAUACCACGCGGACCACCUCUCCCGGGCCAUGUACCAGAGAAUAGCUGACAUUGAGGACCUGCCCCAGUCAUUCACACUCAAUAAACCUCUACUGAGUGGUAUUAGCAACGCAGAAGCCCGACAACCAGGCAAGGCUCCCAAUUUCAGUGUGAACUGGACAGUGGGAGACCAGGCCCUUGAGGUCAUUAACGCCACUACAGGAAAGGAUGACAUGGGCCGUGCAUCCCGUCUCUGCAAGCAUGUUCUGUACAGCCGCUGGAUACGCCUGCAGUCAAAGCUUCUCUCAAGUCUACGGAUCAAACUGGCCAAGCCCAGCUCGUACUAUGAAGUCAAGCAGGCUGCCACAGAAUACCAUUCAGCCAAGCAGGCAGUCAUUAAGGCUUUUCAUAAGGCUGGGCUGGGUGCCUGGGUGAAAAAGCCAAUAGAACAGGACCAGUUCUCUCAGAGCCCAUGAGGGGGUGUCGAGGAUGGAGCCAAAACACAGUGAAACAAAUUACCAGCUGCUGAGACUUCAUGUGUUCAGCAUAUUUAUUGUAUUUCUCUAAGAUUUUACCUGCAUCUGAAUUUUAUUCCAUUCCUCCUUUUUUAUUUAA